Zea mays is the source of this 1806-nucleotide messenger RNA. RefSeq lists its product as uncharacterized. Gene Ontology annotation, molecular function: metalloendopeptidase activity; metal ion binding. Gene Ontology annotation, cellular component: mitochondrion. Gene Ontology annotation, biological process: proteolysis. The coding region runs from base 42 to 1568 and encodes 508 amino acids. The record is from RefSeq and is marked provisional. The transcript is spliced from 9 exons. NCBI's taxonomy places the organism in Eukaryota, Viridiplantae, Streptophyta, Magnoliopsida, Poales, Poaceae.
CCCGUUCGGCGGCGCGACGGUAGAGAGAUUCCGUCGAACACAUGGCCGCUCUCGCCUCAGCCGCCCGCUCGAGGCGCCGGCUCCUUCCCUAUCUGUACCGCCUCCUCCACUCCGCGUCCACAACCGCUGUCUCCCCGUCGCCCUCCACCAGCCGCUUCCUCCGCCACGCCUCGCCGGUGCCCCGCACCCCUGACCACUCCCCUUACCUUCGGUUCCCCGCCGCGCGCGUCUCUACGCUCCCCUCAGGCCUCCGCGUCGUCACGCAGGCCUACCCGGUCGCCACACGGAUUGCCUCCGUCGGCGUCUGGGUCGAUGCGGGGAGCCGCUUCGAGCUCCCUGGAACCAACGGAACCGCACACUUCCUGGAGCACAUGGCCUUCAAGGGCACACGGCGCCGGCCCAACGCGCAGGUGCUCGAGGUGGAGAUCGAGGACAUGGGCGCGCGCCUCAACGCGUAUACCUCCCGCGAGCAGACCACCUUUUUUGCCGACGUGCAGGCGCGCCACGUUCCGGCGGCACUCGACGUCCUCAGCGACAUCCUACAGCACCCGCGAUUCCCCGAAAGGGCUAUCCAGCGGGAGCGCGGCGUCAUCCUCCGUGAGAUGGAGGAGGUGCAAGGUAUGAUGGAAGAGGUGAUAUUUGAUCACUUGCAUGCAGCAGCAUUCCAAGGCCAUCCACUAGGGGACACAAUAUUAGGUCCUGAAGAAAAUAUUAGGUCCAUUUCUAAGAAAGAUUUGGAGCAAUAUAUCUCAACUCACUAUACCUGUCCUCGAAUGGUUGUAUCUGCUGCUGGAAGUGUCAGUCACGAUGAGGUUGUUGAUCAAGUGAAAGAAUUAUUCACAGAAUUCUCCACUGAUCCAACUACUGCUGAUCAGCUUGUUCAGGCGAACCCAGCUAUUUUUACUGGAUCUGAGGUUCGUGUAGAAAAUGCAGAGUUUCCUCUAGCACACAUCGCAAUAGCUUUCAAAGGUUCAUCAUGGACUGACCCUAGCUCCAUUCCCCUUAUGGUGAUCCAAAGCAUAUUGGGAUCCUGGAACAGGAGCAUUGGGGUUGGGAACUGCUCAGGGUCUUCUUUAGCUCGUGGUAUCAGCAAUGCUAAUUUAGCUGAGAGCCUGAUGGCGUUCAAUACUAACUAUCGGGACACAGGAAUAUUUGGCAUUUAUACUAUUGCUCCGCCUGACACCCUGCAAGACUUGUCACGGUUAAUAAUGGCGGAGUUUAGAAGACUUGCAUCCCAGGUGUCAGAAACAGAGGUUGCCCGUGCCCGCAAUCAGCUGAAAUCUUCUCUGUUACUUCACAUUGAUGGAUCCACUGCAGUUACUGAGAAUAAUGGUCGCCAGAUGCUAACUUAUGGGCGAGUCAUGCCGUUCCUAGAGCUUUUUGCACGCAUUGAUGCUGUUGACUGUGCUACAGUAAUGGAAACUGCCAAGGAGUACAUAAUUGAUAAGGAUAUUGCUCUGGCUGCAGUGGGACAGCUCACGGAAUUACCAGAACUUAGUUGGUUUCGCUCCGAAACAUGUUCUGACGAUGAUUUUACUCGAAGAAUAUUAUUUGGGAAUGCAAAGUAGUUGAAGCUGUGGCUCUGUUUUGGUAUUGUUGUAACUCUAGGUCAAUCAUUCUAAGAAACUAUCAAUUGAUAGAUAGCAUCAGCUAUUUCAGUUAUUUGUUAGUUUUGCGCUUGUACUGUGUACUUAUUUGACGCAAAAUGUGCAAAUAAUUUACUUUGCUGUGGUGCUCUACUUAUGAAUUCAUUUCAUCUAUGAGUUCUAAGAAUAUAUAUUUUUUGCUAUUAAGCAUAUUGAAAUU